UUUAUGAUAAAUCUUGUAGAAGGAGCAUUUGUUGUUUCUGAUGAGUUUAAUCUAGCCUAUUUUGAUCUGUUAAAGAAUGCAUACAAUGAAGGUAACAUAUAAAAUCCAAAUUUAAGGCAAUGCAGCAUAAAUUUAUAACUUAUUUUCUACAGACACUCAAAAGGCUACUUCAUUAGUGAUCUUUUCUUCACAGAUAGAAGCUAUCAGAAAUAGAUAGGGAAGCAUUUCUUACUGGGCCUAUUCAACUGUUGAUAUAAAAAAACCAAGCGUUCUCUUAGGCUUUUAAAAACAUUUGGGAACUGGUACUUUAUUUUGGUCGUAUGAUCAAAAAGGUAAAAUUAACUCUUUCAGUAUGAAUGAUCAUAUCUAGCCAUCAAUGAUUUAAUGGAUAAAGCAUUAUCCUAAUAAAUUCUCGUUUUCAGCUAUUGCAGAUAACAAAGUAAUAGCAGACUAUUUCGGUUCAAGAGAAUAAACCUUGAUGAGUGUUUUCAAAAUAAUUGUUGCCAUUGAAUAUUGCAAACAAUUAAACGAAGGUAAAUUAAAUGAAGAAGAUUGGAUUAAUUUAAAUGAAGUUAAUAAAUUUUAUAUAAAAGAAUUAGAUCUGUCUCAUACAAAUUUUUUGUAAAUUUGGGAACAAUAAGGCAAGAUAAAAGAAGGGUAAUUGUAACUAAAGGAGAUUGCAAUAGGAAUGAUAGCAUUAAGUUCCAAUGCUUGUACUGAAUACCUACAAACUCUUGUGACUUUACAAUCUAUUGAAAAUACCGUAAAUUAAUUGGGAUUAAAAUAAAGUUAAAUCUUCUAUUUAUGCUCGUUUUUAUUGGUAUUCACAAAAGACGAAUAAAGUAAUAAGGAAGAUUUCAUUUAAAAUAUUCAGAAUCUAUCUGCAAAUGAGGUAUAUUUAAAAAGCAUGGAGAUACAUGAUUAGUUGAUUCAAAAUAAUGAUUAAGCUAAAGAUUAUUUGAGUAGAGGUAAGCAAUUAUUAGAUGGGGAGAUUUUAAAAAUUCAAUCAAAAUAUUUCACAAAAUCAACUACUUCAGAAUACUCGAAAAUGCUUGAUAAAUUAAAUAAUGGUUUUUGGUUUAAUGAGCAGUUCUAUUCACGUUUUUAUGCUUUGAUGGGAUAUGUCUCUCUAUAAAAUCCUGCUUUGGCUAAGGAAUAUGAUCAUGUCGGAGUAUAAAUUUCUUGUAAUAUCUUAGGUUAAGGGUGGAUCUUCAGCUAUUUAAGGAGAUGAUUUCUGUGUAUUAACAAUUGGAUUAUUUUAAUAAUUGAAGAAGGCUGUUCCAUUCAAAAGAACUGCUAUAGCUUUUUUCAUUGAAUCUUUGGAUUAUGAAACUGAAUUUAAAUUAAUCUUAGAAUAAUACAAUGAAUUUAUCGCUCUGAUAAGUUUGAAUGGAUUAUAUUUGGAGGCGGUUUCUAAAGAGAUAGCUUAAGAUCAAAUUUUGUUGUGA
Molecule: messenger RNA, 1448 nt
Organism: Paramecium octaurelia
Lineage: Eukaryota; Ciliophora; Oligohymenophorea; Peniculida; Parameciidae
Source: the annotation of a GenBank genome assembly